AUGUACACCAACGCCGAAAAGCCUAUCUCUGUGGAUGAGGAGCAUGUUCCUCCGAAGCCACCGACAUUUCCUGAAGGGGGCCUGAAGGCAUGGAUGGCAGUUCUAUCCUGCUGGUGUGUGAUGUUCAAUACAUUUGGUUACAUCAAUGCGUUUGGUAUCUACGAAGCAUACUACGGACAAACGCUUCUCAGAGGCCAAAGUGCCUCAAACAUUGCGUGGAUUGGCUCCCUCCAAGUCUUCUUCAUGUUCUCAGCAGGCCUAAUUUCCGGGCCACUGAUGGACCGCUACGGUCCCAGGGUUAUCCUGAUUCCAUGCUCGCUGUUGUUCAUCCUGUCAGUCAUGUUGACUAGUCUGUCCAAAGAAUAUUACCAGUUUAUUCUAGCACAGGGAAUUCUGGGAGGGAUCACCAAUGGCCUCACAUAUACCCCUACCUUGACCGCUGUCAACCAAUAUUUCUUCAAACGGCGUCCACUCGCAAUAGGAAUCGCAUCCAGUGGAUCCUCUCUCGCAGGAAUCCUCUUCCCCAUCGCCUUAAAUCGCAUGCUCCACCGCACCGACCUCGGCUUUGGCUGGACAGUCCGCAUCCUCGGGUUUGUCAUGCUGGCCUUGAGCAUCAUCGCCUGCGUCUCUGUGACCUCCAACGUUCCGAAACGACGCACCGGGCCUCCUCUCCUCCUCGAAGCAUGGAAGCAUCCGGGCUACACGAUCCAAAUCAUCGGCCUCUUCCUAGUGAUCUGGGCGCUUUUCGUCCCAUUCUACUUCAUCCCCGGCUACGCGCAGUCCAUCUCCAUUAGCGUCAACCUCUCAUACUACCUAAUAGCCAUCGUUAACGCCGGGUCCCUCAUUGGUCGACUUCUCAGCGGCGCCGUCGCCAACCAUCUCGGUCGAUUUAAUACGCUAUCUGGGGCGUGCUUCAUCUGCGGGAUUCUCAUCUUUUGCUGGCUCCGCAUCACCUCACACGGCGGAAUGAUCGUCUUCUCUGUGCUCUUCGGCUUCUUCAGCGGCACCGUCAUCUCGUUAUUCACGGCGACGAUCGCCAUGACGGCCCCUCAACCGAACCAGAUCGGGUCAUACAUGGGUAUGGCGCUGGGUGUGCUCAGUGUGGCCGGACUAACGGGGACACCAAUCACCGGGGCCAUGAUAAACAAAUACGGGAACUAUGAAGCUGCGAUUAUCUUCGCUGGGGUUGCGUCGCUGCUUGGGGCGAGUAUAAUCUUUGCUGCAAGGGUUGUUAUUGCGGGGAUGAAGAUGGUUGCUUGA
Molecule: messenger RNA, 1260 nt
Organism: Aspergillus melleus
Lineage: Eukaryota; Fungi; Ascomycota; Eurotiomycetes; Eurotiales; Aspergillaceae
Product: MCT family MFS transporter
Exons: 3
Coding region: 1-1260 (419 amino acids)
Biological process (GO): transmembrane transport
Cellular component (GO): fungal-type vacuole membrane
Molecular function (GO): transmembrane transporter activity
Source: RefSeq, a predicted model, not a curated record